Messenger RNA from Suillus plorans, 1070 nucleotides. RefSeq lists its product as uncharacterized. NCBI's taxonomy places the organism in Eukaryota, Fungi, Basidiomycota, Agaricomycetes, Boletales, Suillaceae. The record is from RefSeq and is a predicted model, not a curated record. The coding region runs from base 1 to 987 and encodes 328 amino acids. The transcript has 7 exons.
AUGUCGCACGCCCCUAUUCAACUCUGUUUCCUUUUUACUCCUCUACGUGUGAUGGCCACCAAAACCUUCAAUGACAGGGCGUCUAGCGUCUCCGACAAGCCUCCCCCUUAUGAUCCAAUUUCUACAUCUGUAUCAGUGGAUUCCCGUGCCUCAGUUUUAUCUCGCAUCCGUGAAAUCGUCUCCUCUCCUGAUUUCACCCUUUCCUCUGUGGCGCCAAUUAUCACUUCCUGUGCUGCCACUCUCCGAGCAGCAGAGUUCUCCAACCUCAUCCAAGAACCCAAUAUCGAAGAUCACACGGUGCUGUAUUGGACGAUUAUAAACAACCGGCGAGAAGCCCUUUGGGAGUUUACUAAAUUCAUUUCCAAAUUCUCGCCUGCUUGCUCUUCCGACUUGCAUCUUGCAUGCAUGAUAGUCAAUGACCACGAUUUGUUCAUGCAGCUGAAAUUGGGGGACAAUGAUGGGUCUUUGAGACGCAUGUUGAGUUGUCUUGAAGCGAAUUGUUCGCUUGAUGAUCUUCAAGUCCAUGAAGGGCAUGGCAUGGGCGAAAACUAUUUCUUUGCUCAUUUUGUCUUCAGGAUGUUCCAGAAACGCCUGCGUAUUAGACAGAAAUUGGCAGUAGAAUUUGUUGCCCAGGGACGUAUUUGGGUGUUGCGCUUUUGUAUGGAGUCAAAAGGAAGUUGGUGUGUUCAGUAUGGUCUUUCGGAACCUAGUUUGCCAGUGUAUCCCAACACCAAACUUGCAAUUCAGGCUCACAGCAGGCCUCCUUGCUCAAGCUGUGCAACCCAGAGACCCUUACUUUUAGACUUAACAUAUUUGGGUGAACCAAUGGUACCUGAGGGAUUAUUGCACCACUACAUAGGUAUUGAACCAAAAAAGAGCUUAAUUGCAGUUGAACACCAGUUGGAUGAUUGGCUAAUGAAUGUUGAUCCUCCUUAUGUAGACUGUGAUGGCACCCUGAUUGCAGGGCUUACAGUGACAAUAAAAUGACACUACCCUGGUCAGCUGCAACACUUAUCAAAAGCUAUUGUUGAAUAUUGGUGGUAGCAAUCAAUAUUCUCAUUGCUACAUUU